Molecule: messenger RNA, 5895 nt
Organism: Phyllopteryx taeniolatus (common seadragon)
Lineage: Eukaryota; Metazoa; Chordata; Actinopteri; Syngnathiformes; Syngnathidae
Gene: cdk19
Product: cyclin dependent kinase 19
Exons: 14
Coding region: 136-1701 (521 amino acids)
Biological process (GO): protein phosphorylation
Cellular component (GO): cytosol; mediator complex; nucleus
Molecular function (GO): ATP binding; cyclin-dependent protein serine/threonine kinase activity; RNA polymerase II CTD heptapeptide repeat kinase activity
Source: RefSeq, a predicted model, not a curated record
UGAACAUUAAGCGGAGCAGACCAAAAUCCCAAACAAGGAAAUGGUGGGGGAAUAAACCGACCAGAUUAUUUAAUUAAUGCAUGUAAUAAUUAAUAUUUUAUUUUAUUUUAAAUUACGACGUAUUUAUGGGUUGGAAUGGAUUACGACUUCAAAACAAAGCUGGCUGCCGAGAGAGAGAGAGUAGAAGAUCUGUUCGAAUAUGAAGGUUGCAAAGUGGGUCGAGGCACCUACGGGCACGUUUAUAAAGCUAAACGCAAAGACGGGAUAGACGAGAAGGAAUAUGCACUGAAACAGAUAGAAGGCACUGGAAUUUCAAUGUCUGCCUGUAGGGAAAUUGCUCUGUUGCGAGAAUUGAAACAUCCAAACGUGAUUGCCCUGCAGAAAGUGUUCCUGUCCCACAGUGACAGAAAGGUUUCGCUCCUGUUAGACUAUGCCGAACACGACCUUUGGCAUAUUAUCAAGUUCCAUCGUGCCUCCAAGGCCAACAAAAAGCCAAUGCAGCUGCCCCGAGGGAUGGUGAAGUCUCUCCUGUAUCAGAUUCUGGAUGGGAUCCAUUACCUCCACGUCAACUGGGUCCUCCACAGGGAUCUGAAACCAGCUAACAUCUUGGUAAUGGGAGAAGGACCUGAACGAGGAAGAGUUAAAAUUGCUGACAUGGGUUUUGCAAGACUCUUUAACUCUCCCCUCAAGCCACUGGCUGACCUUGACCCUGUGGUGGUGACGUUCUGGUAUAGGGCUCCUGAGCUACUGUUGGGGGCCCGGCACUACACCAAAGCUAUUGAUAUCUGGGCCAUCGGCUGCAUCUUCGCAGAGCUGCUAACGUCAGAGCCCAUUUUUCAUUGUCGCCAGGAAGACAUCAAGACCAGUAACCCCUUUCAUCAUGACCAGCUGGACAGGAUAUUCAGCGUCAUGGGUUACCCUGCAGAUAAAGACUGGGAAGACAUUCGCAAGAUGCCUGAAUAUCCAACACUUCAGAAAGACUUCAGAAGAACAACAUAUGCAAACAGCAGCUUGAUCAAAUACAUGGAGAAACAUAAGGUCAAACCAGAUAGCAAAGUUUUCCUGUUGCUCCAGAAACUGCUCACUAUGGACCCCACCAAAAGAAUCACAUCAGAACAAGCACUGCAGGACCCCUACUUCCUGGAGGAGCCAUUACCAACCACUGACGUGUUUGCUGGGUGCCAGAUCCCAUAUCCAAAGAGAGAGUUUCUCAAUGAAGACGAACCAGAAGAGAAAGCAGAAAAGAACCAGACGCAACAGCACCAGCAGACAACAGGCCAGACUCAGACCCAGAACCAGCAACAAAUGGCAGGCCAGCAGGCCCCAUCUCAGCAGAACUUAACCCAAACCAAUGGCACCUCCGGAGCCACAGGAGCCAACGCUGGCGUGGGUUUACAACAUGGACAGGACCAGGGCCCCCCCAAUAAAAAAACCCGUAUUGGGCCCUCUGGUACCUCUUCGGGCACCGGAGUGCUCCAGUCAGAGUACCAGCGACCGUCCACGGCCGCUCUCUCGGGGUUGAAGAAGCACGCAACGCAGGCCAGCUGGAUUCCUCGCACUCCACUUCCCGCCUUGGUUACCAAAGCAAUAUCCAAGGUCCCAAUCAGCCGCAGAGCACCAUGGGAUACACAUCGUCGUCCCAACAGAGCUCCCAGUAUUCCCACCAAACUCAUCGCUACUGAGGCUCCGGGCCCGUCUUGAACCAGCAAGAGGGGUGGACCCGCCUACUCCUCCUCUAACCUCCACAGAUGUCACCGUCGGAUGCAACCAGGAAGUGGCUCCUUCAUCCUGGUUUGACGUUUCUCACGGCAUUACAUCAUACCAGUGUUUUGAUGUAUGGUCACAUGAAGGCAUACCAAUUGGAACCAAAAAAGCAAAUACUGCCUCUCUGGGCUGGUAACACAUUUUCGUGUAAUAUAUAUGUGAAGGUGACACUCGCAUACUCCAAACUUAUGGCACUUAUGAACACAACGUUCCUCAUGAGGAAGGAUUGCAGCUCCUAUAUUUACCUGAUAUCGCACCUUUUUCUAUUUGAUCGGUGAGUUCUCGAGCUCGACGUCAGUGUCAUUACAAAUGGAGGCCGACAAAGGCGCAGGAUGGGAAGCCCAUUAGUGUCAAAUGCAAAUGAGCUUACCCUGUCCUUUUAAGUAAGUUAAAAAAAAAAAAAAAGACAUUUCAAACAGAAAGAUCAGCUUACUGGGCUGAUGAAAUUGCAGGGAAAUAUUGAAUGCGUCAUUUAACUUAAUCGUGUUCUAAUAAGGUUCCAAUCUUCGUAGCUCGAAUGUACAGAAGCAAAGUCUUUUUCCUGAAAGUUGUGUACAUCCUGAUCCACUCUGUUCAUAACAGUAACCGCUUGGCCGCAAACUGGAGGAGCGUGGGAGCGUGUUCUUGUUCCCGGGCUGCCAGUGGACACUGAUUUCUGAACUCGAGCGUGCGCAGAAACGUACAGGGCAGCUAGCAGAAAGCACCUCCCCCCCUGCCGACCCCACCUUGUUCGCUUCAUGAGACUGUUACUGACUGAUGUCAAAUAGUAUUUUUUUUUUAAAAUUUUUUUUAUUGUUACUGUUAUCGCUGCGUGUGUUGGGUUUUUGGGUGGAUGGGUGUUUUAUGGAUGUUUUCCCUUUGACUCACUAGAAAUGCACCGACUGUCGAAGUGAGCUGCAAAAGAGCAGAAACAAAUGCUCACGGGCCCGAACGUCUCAUCCUGCCCCAGCCUGUCCCUCAGGCCGAGUAUGCAGUUUGGUCGGGACUGCGUCGCGUUUCAACGAAAAACACGGGUGUGUUCUUUAGCACGACAAAAUGAGUGACAGCCAAUAAUCUCGGUACUGGUCUACUCUACUGCAUACCGGUGUGCAUUAUUAUGUAAAAGUCACAAGGCAUGUUGUUUCAAUGGGAGCCCACCCCCCUCACCCGCCCCUGUUUGCACGCCACUGCCCAUCUGGUGCUGUUGAUACAGAACAGGAACACAAACACAAAAAGGCAAGCUGUCCUUUUUUUUUUCUUUUUUUUUUUCUCUCAAGAUCCACACUACAUCUUCACGGAGAUGAAUGAAGAUGCUGCAAAAAUGCGGCCCGACAUUUGCAAGGAGCCAGCAAACGGCAGAAUAUUGCUGCAACUGCGUGCACUUUUUGCGUGGAAAUGGCCUGCUAACUGCUAGUAUGUACUUGUACACACACCAAAACAAAAAUUCAGUGCAAUGUAGAGAAUGCGUAAUGACUUUUUCCAAUCCAUUAGGAGACAUGAACAUACACGUAGUGAUUUUAUGACAUUUUUUGGGUCAAUAGACACAGGGGUUUUCUUUUUAGUUUAGCCAUUUAUCAGGGCACUCAUUUCAAUAACCCCAGAAAAGGAUGUAUGAUGAUAUUCGGGCCCAACCGAUGUGGAACUUGGGAAGCCAAUGCCGAUUCCGAUAUUUGGCAGAAUCAAAUUCCGAUAACUGAUUAAUCGGUUGAUUCAUUUAAAAAAUAUGUAGAAAAGGAGUCAAAUAACUUAAUGCUUACUAUAAUAAAGAUAUGAAUUACAGGCAGAACAUUUUGACUGUUUUACAAUACUUUGUCCUUUAGGAUUUGUUUAACUUACAAAAGAGAGAAAAUCUUAUUUUUAUUUUAUUUUAUUAUUUUUUUUGCCAGUUUCCUAUUUUUGUUAAAUCUUGGAUUGAAUGUCCUUAUCGUUGUCUCAUGUUGCAAAGUUUCAACGUGUACAAAUAAAUAAAUCUGCCGAUUUUUUUGCCAAUUUGAAAAGAGCCAAUGUCAGGCGAUUAAGUCGGUCAGCUGAUUAAUUGGUCGGGCCCAAGAUAAUUAAUCUGUAAACUUUCUCCGCUUGGUGAUGAUUGGCUUGGACAAAUCACAUGGUUCUCGUCCAUUAUAGUCGGGCGGCCAUUUCAAGCUGAAGAUCCUUAACGCGUUACAUACAGUAUUUAAUCAUAACUGGAGAAAAUGGGACCUUCCACCGUGCAUUUGUUGAAAAUACCUGCACUAGUACUAAUCAUUGAGGACUGCCCCUACUUGAUUGAUUGAUCGUGCCAUUAUCAUAAAAGUAUAUUUAUGCUUCUUUAAUCAGUAAUUUAUAUAUAUAUAUAUAUAUAUAUAUAUAUAUAUAUAUAUAUAUAUAUAUAGACUUAAAAGCUUAAUUUCAAGUUUGACUCCAUGAAUCCAGCACAAUUGUAUAUGUAUAUCCAAAUACUAUAUAGAAAUGGGCAAACACUGACACCAAGUGGACAAACGGAGAAUUGGACUUGGUUCUCUUCCACGUUCAUAGUGACGUCCCAAAAUCUGUGUAAAAAUGUAUUGUUACUCAGGUUUAGUACUGGGUCUUGACCUACAAACAACUGGGUGAUGGGUCUUACGCACUUCUAUUCAAACUGUCACUUUUGGAAAACAUUGGAUCAUUUUUCCAUUCGCACCUUUACCAACCCAGCUCAGUCGUUGAAUAUUCAAGGGGAUUGAAAACCAAUCUCCUUGGUUCAAUGUGAGUAUUGCAAGUAGUAGAGAUAGGACACUUGGUUGUCAAUUCCAACCUUACGCUGAGUAUGACUGGGAACGCGCAGUUAUGUCAGACGACAACUAUGCAAAUAUAAUUGCCAGACUCCAUCUUUUGGUCAUGCUGAGGUUUUGUGUAUAUUUUCAUCACUACAUGUGUACACUUGUCCAAAACAGCACGUGUCCCCUCUUUUUUUGUUUGUUUUUUGAAUGCAUUCUCAAUGAGAUGUUGUAAAGUGUGUGUGUAUAUAAUAUAGUAUGGAUAUGUAUACAAUCAUAUUUAUUGUGUCCAUCUAUGAAUAGUAGACAUUUAAAAAAAAAAAAAAAAAAAAAAAACUUUCCUCUGCCUUAAUACAGUAGCUAUAGAAAGGGACCUGUCAGAUAGCACAUUUGUUACUACAGUAGUUACUGAAUGUGUUAAAGCCACCUCCUUGUACAGUAGACUCAAGAUAUAACACAUUGAAUGCCACAGUGUGUUGUUGUUUUUUUGUUUUUGGUUUGUUUUUUUUUACAGAGGAGGUGUGGAUGGUGCCUUUUGUUAGUAACUCAUCAAUAUGUUAUUUUUAUUUGGAAAUGUAUGUCCUUUUGUACUCUCAUUCCUCCCCCUUUCCCUCUCGUUAUCAUAGUAGUUUGCUAUUUUUAUGAUUUUCUUUUUCCCCAUUAUUUUUUUACUGCAAAGUGGACUCUAGCUCGUUCAUAUUUAGAAAAAACUGCAUUGAGAUCUUGAUACAACUGUCAUCUUUUGAUGCCGUGUUAUUUCCCCACAUAUGAAGUGGUAAAUUCAAGUGUUUUCAAAAGGUCUUGCUUUCGACACGAUAAUGUCCUGUAGAUAUGGACACAUACACGCUUGUAUUAAAAAAAAUAAUCAUAAUAAUCUCCCUUUUCCUCCUUUUUGAUCGUAUUUGCAUGUGCCCUGUCCUUUUUUUCCGUAGAAAUGAUGAGAAAUUCUUGUCGUCCACUCUCUACGGUUUGUACAGACAGAUGGACACCCCCUUUUGCAGUGCUGCCUCUGUGAUGCAUUCGAUGGCUGUCGGACAUUUACAGGCAUUGUUUGACCGGUAUCCCACUUUUCCAUCUUGCAUGCUAAGAUGUAAAAUGGUCAGUGAAUUGAGUCGUCAGAUUAAUUUUUUUUUUUCUCUGGGUGUAGUGUCUGUCCACCUUUUCUACAUGUUACCGCACAGGUUUUAAAGAUGAAUAUGGUCUUCUAUGUAUUGUCUUUCCACAGCAAUUCUAUAUAAAGCGGCGAUAGCUCACCGCAGGAGAACAGAAUAUGUAAUAGAAGAACACAUUUAUGGAGCUGCUUUUUUUGUGAAUUUGUUCAAAUUCCACUGUACAAAUGACUGUUAAAUGAGAAAGAAAGUCGUGUAUAUUUAUUUUAUAUCCUCUAUCGUGAUUAAAAGAACAUCUCUUUUGCCUG